GACAAAAUAGCCGAACCAAUAAAGCUAUUUAGACGCUUUAGUGUAUAUUAGCAACUGUGUUUUAAACUCACUUCUGUCGUCUAGUUAGUUAUCCGAUUUAAUGUAAUAUUUACGGUGUUGUUAUUGGUCAGCUAGCGGGCUGGUUGAGUUAGCAUUAGCCUAGCUAGCUAACUGUUAGAUAACAUCCCCGACCAUGAGCUCACUAAGCUACUCUCCUCCUGUUAAAGACGACGAGGAGGAGGAGGAGGAGGUCUGCUUGACGGAGGAAGAGGGAGUGUGGCUGAACGUUGUCGUGAAAGAGGAGAAGGAAGAGGAGGAUGUUACAGUAAAACAAGAAGUAGAGGGUGAGGCUGUUACAGUGAAAGAAGAAGAGAAAGACGUUUCAGUUAAAGAAGAGGAAGAGGAAGCAGCUUUUGCCGAGGAAGGGAAGGUAACUGUCACAUCGAAAAAAGAGCAGGAGGAGACAGGAGGAGAGAGACGUGAAUAUCGUAGAUCCUCUGGGGAUCCUCAACAACAACAUGAUGCUGACGAGGCAGAGAAGAGUUUAUCCGGAUCAGAACACCACAUGGACAACACUAGCAUGCCCCCCUCCACCCUCCCAGAGUCCCCGGGUCGUACCUUUUCUGGUAUCACCUUACUGCUGGGUCUGAAGAGGGUGUCUGUGACGCUGGUGGACUGCAGGAAAACACUGAGGCUGAGUGGAACUACAAGAGGAGGAGGAGAAGAGGAGGAAGAGGGAGAUUUGACACAUCAAAGAGAGAGACGUGACUAUCUUGGAUCCUCCGGGGAGCCUCAACAACCUCAUGAUGCUGACGAGGCAGAGAAGAGUCUCUCCAGAUCAGAACACCUCAAUAAACACCUGCAGAGAUCCACAAGGAAGAGACCUCACUGCUGCUCUGACUGUGGGAAACUUUGCAAAUCUUUAUCGGAACUUAAAAUACACCAGCGAGUAAACACAGGAAAUAAACUUCACCUCUUUUCUGACUGUGGGAAGAGUUUUAAAACAUCACAGUCAUUACAAUAUCACCAAGGAAUUCACACUGGAGAGAGAACCUAUGGCUGUGAUGUAUGUGGAAUGACCUUUACCACCUCGAGUGAACUGAUUUUACACCAGAGAACACACAACCACACGCAUUCCAGAGAGCCAUACCACUGCUCCGACCGUGGCAAGAGAUUUGUUUCAUCGAGCAGUCUAAAACAACACCAGAGAAAAUGCUCAGGAGAGAAGCCUUAUAACUGUGACGUGUGUGGGAAUUAUUGUGUUACGUCAGCAUCUCUGACUCUACACCGGCGUACCCACACCGGAGAAAGACCUUUCCUCUGCGCUGACUGUGGCAAAAGUUUUGUUAGGUCAGAACAUUUAAAAUCACACCAGAGAACGCACACGCGAGCCAAGCCGUAUGUCUGUGAUCAGUGUGGGAAGAAAUUCACUCAAAUCGGUACUCUGGCUUCCCACCAGAGAACUCACACUGGAGAGAAACCUUAUAGCUGUGAUCAAUGUGGGAAGAAAUUCACUCAGUCAGGAAGCCUGACUAUACACAAGCUAACGCACACUCGAGAGAGGCCUCACCACUGCUCCGACUGUGGGAAGAGUUUCACUUUUAUUGGGACUUUAAUACGCCACAAGCGAAUCCACACAGGAGAGAAACCUUAUGUCUGUGCUGUAUGUGGGAAAGGUUUUACUACAUCAGGCAACUUGAUAUCACACCAGAGAACACACACAGGAGAGAAACCUUAUGGCUGUGACCAAUGUGAAAAAAGAUACUCUGAUUCAAGAUACCUGAUUAAACAUCAGAAAAUACAUGCAGGAGAUCCACAGAGUGUAGAAUGAUCUCCAACACCAGACCUGGGUAGUAGAACACAGAGUGUGGAAUGAUCUCCAACACCAGACCUGGGUAGUAGAACACAGAGUGUGGAAUGAUCUCCAACACCAGACCUGGGUAGUAGAACACAGAGUGUAGAAUGUUCUCCAACACCAGACCUGGGUAGUAGAACACAGAGUGUAGAAUGUUCUCCAACACCAGACCUGGGUAGCAGAACACAGAGUGUAGAAUGAUCUCUUUGUGAUAACUGUUGAUGUUGCUGGAUGGAUGGUUCAACUUGUUUCCCCAUUAAGCUCUAAUGUCACAUGAUCAGAUGUAUAAUUUGUAUGUUUAAAAUGAGCAUCCAGACAAUACAUAUCAUGUGUUUGAGAUCCUAGAAGCUGUAACAUUUAGAUUGGCAACUAUAACAUUUAGGACAAUGGUUGUCAUUAUCAACUCCAUUAUAAUAAAUCUACUGGUGGAUGGGGAUGGUUGUCACUAUCAACUCCAUUAUAAUAAAUCUA
Salmo salar (Atlantic salmon) is the source of this 2326-nucleotide messenger RNA. RefSeq lists its product as uncharacterized. Gene Ontology annotation, cellular component: nucleus. Lineage: Eukaryota; Metazoa; Chordata; Actinopteri; Salmoniformes; Salmonidae. Gene Ontology annotation, biological process: regulation of gene expression. The record is from RefSeq and is a predicted model, not a curated record.